AUGUACGAAACCAAUGCGAUAAGCGUAUAUCCCCUAUGUACUGGACGGUUGUAUUAUUGUUGCAAUCGUACCUACGACACCACGGUGUUUUAUCAAUAAACAUAAUCGAUUCCUGUUCGUUUUGACAGUGGCGAUAAGAAGUAUGCGAAUUCUUUAAAUGUGAAAAUUUUGUCGUGUUAGUGUUAAAUUAUUGCCGUUUCUUAUGACUAUUUUGCUAUCAGGAAAUUUGCGAUAAUGACACCAUGAACAGGAUCGGAAUAAGAAAAAGGGCAUACAUUUUGAUAGUAAUUUGUAUCGCAUUAUGGACAUUCCUCAUCUUAUCAUAUUCAGAAUCAUUUUCGGAAAAAGUCGAAUACAUUUUUCUAGAUCAAGAAGAAAAUACAAGUUAUACAAAGCAUGUUGAGGAAUGGCUGCGAAUGAAGAAAAACUUCCAAAAUUUAUCCAAGUUGGGUAGGAUAUUAUUUCUAGAUGAGAAGGAACCACUGAUUUCAACUGACAAGAAAUACGAAAUUCUUGUAUGGAAAUUUGGUCACACAAUAGAAGCUAGACAUCUACGAAAUUUCUCAAACAAAAGCGUAGAUCCUUUCCGCCAUUGUCCCGUGAAAAACUGUGAUAUAACGUACAAAGAUUCAUCUGUGGAUACUGCCGAUAUAGUAAUUUUCCACUUGCACCGCAUGAAGGACGAGAAAGACCUUCCGCAACAGAAACGUCGGCCUGAUCAAAUUUGGGCUUUCCUCACCGACGAAAGCCCGUACCAUACUUUCCUGUCUCCCAAAGGAAAACUGAAGACGUUCGACGGAGUGUUCAACUGGUCGAUGUCUUACAGGUCAGAUUCAGAUAUUCCUGUACCAUACGGAAGGACCAUCCUGAGGAAGAAACAUGAAAAAAUCGAACUGAACCUGAAAAAAAGGAAAGACGUUCUGGUCGCCAUCUUGGGAUCGAAUUGUGGCGGGAAGAAUAAUCGGUGGGAUUAUGUAAGAGAACUGCAGAAACAUAUGAAAGUCGAUGUAUACGGCAAAUGUGGACCAAUUAAGACAUGCCCAGGUCACUUCAAAGAAGACUGUCCAGACAUAGAAAACUACCUAUUUUACCUCUCAUUUGAGAACUCCAAUUGUGAUGACUACAUCACUGAGAAACUGUGGUGGAACGCAUACCACAAAAACACCAUUCCCAUCGUAAUGGGAGCCACUCCUGAUAACUACAGAAAACUGCUGCCGCCUGACUCCUACAUAAACAUAGAAGAGUUCGCCAGUCCGGCAGUGUUGGCCCAAUUCAUUCAUAGAUUGAAUGAGACGAGAGAAUACAGAAACUACUACAAAUGGAAGAAAUAUUUCCGAGUGGUUAAUGAGCACGGUUACUUCAAGAGCGAAUCCUUCCACUUCUGUCGAAUAUGUCAGGCGCUUAAUUAUAAUGAUAAACAGCCAAAGAUUUAUGGAAGAUUAGAUGAUUAUUGGAGUGUUCAAAGGGACUGCCAUCCUUCUUGGAACGCAUGGUAGAGAAUACUUCACCUCCAUUAAAGUAUUAGUA
Messenger RNA from Phaedon cochleariae (mustard beetle), 1527 nucleotides. Lineage: Eukaryota; Metazoa; Arthropoda; Insecta; Coleoptera; Chrysomelidae. The record is from the annotation of a GenBank genome assembly.